AUGUUACGCCCCAGAAAGCCAAUGGAACAGCUUGACGACUAUUUUGCCGAUUUAUCGAAUCCAUCUGAAGAUGACGACCACAACAUACUCCCGCAAGCGUCACCAAGGAACACACAUCUAAACAAAGAAGACAAUGAUCGUAUUAUGGCUUAUUGGAAAUUAAAACACAGUAUGCCUGACCACGCGUUGAAUGACUUACAUCAAAUUCACACGUCUGUACCAAGUGUCUGGUCGAUAAGAAAUAUACGCCGGAGACUAAACAACAACAUUCAUGUGAAGAAUACAGAAUUUGGCUCAUAUAUUACGAUGGAAGAUGCUACUAAAACUUUAAUUCAUAUAAAUGGCUCAAUAAUGACAAAAAUACGAAGAACUAUGACAAUUCGGUUAUCUAUUGACAGGACACAAAUAGGCGAAAAAUUAAAACUUCUUGUUCUAUGUAUUAGCUGUACACAAUUUAAUUCAACGCAACAAAUUUCGUCCAAAUUAUUACCAAUUGGAUUAUUUAAAAUUGAUAUAAAAGAUUAUGAAACAGUCAAAAAAGUUAUACCCAAUGAAAUUAUUCUUAGUAUAAUUCAAGAAAGCAAAUUAAUUGUUAAUGGUGAAGAAUUUUCGAUUAAGUUCAAAUUGGCAUGUGACUACAAGAUGUUACUGAUUUUAUUUGGGCUCAAUGCAGUUAGCGGUACAUACGUCUGUCCAUGGUGUAAAGUAACAACGGCAACUAUUAAUCAAUUAGGAAGUUUUUCUGCAUUUGGCAGGAGUAAAGGAGCAAGAAAUAUGGAAGAGGCAAAAGAAGAGUUCAAAAACUAUUGA
Molecule: messenger RNA, 810 nt
Organism: Didymodactylos carnosus
Lineage: Eukaryota; Metazoa; Rotifera; Eurotatoria; Philodinida; Philodinidae
Source: the annotation of a GenBank genome assembly